AUGUCUAUUCUCGGCUUGGAUUCCGCACUCUUUGUGCUGCUGCUGGACGUUGCUUCUCUGGCUCAUGUUCUAGACGAACUUCAUGUUGUUGAACUCUGUAUAGCAUAUGCUCGUCAGAACAAUGCUCCCUCAGAGCAAUCUCGGGUUGGCCAUUGCAAUGCAGGAUCAAUAAUUAUCAUGAGCCACGGUACUCUAGUUAAGAUAUUGCUCAGCUCGAUGAACAGAGGGGCUGGAGCUGCCUCAAUCAAAUACUCGACCGGAUUUCUCGGUGCUACUCUGGGCGUGAUAACUUUGAAUUCAAUAGAUGUAGAAGUUUCAUGCACUGUUAGAUUAGUUACGACGUCUCUGUAA
Talaromyces proteolyticus is the source of this 351-nucleotide messenger RNA. RefSeq lists its product as uncharacterized. Lineage: Eukaryota; Fungi; Ascomycota; Eurotiomycetes; Eurotiales; Trichocomaceae. The coding region runs from base 1 to 351 and encodes 116 amino acids. The transcript has a single exon. The record is from RefSeq and is a predicted model, not a curated record.